Meriones unguiculatus (Mongolian gerbil) is the source of this 7557-nucleotide messenger RNA. RefSeq names its product desmoglein 1 (gene Dsg1). Gene Ontology annotation, cellular component: desmosome; plasma membrane. Gene Ontology annotation, biological process: homophilic cell-cell adhesion. Gene Ontology annotation, molecular function: gamma-catenin binding; calcium ion binding. NCBI's taxonomy places the organism in Eukaryota, Metazoa, Chordata, Mammalia, Rodentia, Muridae. Bases 251 to 3529 code for a protein of 1092 amino acids. The transcript is spliced from 15 exons. The record is from RefSeq and is a predicted model, not a curated record.
GGAGCAAUGAUGAUCUUGUCAAGCAUUUCACUGAGACCAGCCCAAGUUUUUAGGGUGGGGAUCCAGACUGGUUAUACGUACCUUCCCUCCUUCUCCCAGUGGAAGGCAGAAACACCUCAAAGCCUGCAUGUAAGAACAUCUACUGGGAAAUUAUUUUAAUCAGACACCAGCUGAGUGAGAGAAAGAAAAAGAGCAGAGAAGAACAAACAAAUCUCCUCGGCCGUGGAUGUAACAGAAGCCAGCAGCAGCGAUGGACUGGCCCUCCUUCAGAAUAGCUGCAGUGCUGCUCAUUUUUCUGGUGGUGCUUGAAGUUAACAGUGAAUUCCAAAUUCAGGUAAGAGACUAUAACGCCAAAAACAGUACCAUCAAGUGGCACUCCAUCAGAAGGCAGAAACGUGAGUGGAUCAAGUUCGCUGCAGCCUGCCGGGAAGGAGAGGACAACUCAAAGAGAAACCCAAUUGCCAAGAUUCAUUCAGAUUGUGCUGCAAACCAGCCAGUGACCUACCGCAUCUCCGGAGUAGGAAUUGACCAGCCACCUUAUGGAAUCUUCAUUAUUAAUCAAAAAACUGGUGAAAUCAAUAUAACCUCCAUUGUCGAUCGGGAAGUCACCCCCUAUUUCAUUAUCUACUGCCGAGCUCUGAAUGCACAAGGUCAAGAUUUGGAGAACCCACUGGAACUCAGAGUCAGGGUUUUGGACAUCAAUGACAACCCUCCCGUGUUUUCCAUGACUACAUUCCUAGGACAAAUAGAAGAAAAUUCUAAUGCAAACACACUGGUAAUGAGACUCAACGCUACUGAUGCAGAUGAGCCAAAUAACUUGAACUCAAAGAUAGCCUUCAAGAUCAUAAGACAGGAGCCUUCGGACUCACCAAUGUUCAUCAUCAACCGGUACAGUGGAGAAAUCCGAACGAUGAAUAAUUUCCUAGACAGAGAGCAAUAUAGCCAGUAUUCUCUCGCGGUGAGAGGCUCGGACCGUGAUGGUGGGGCAGAUGGCAUGUCUGCAGAAUGCGAGUGCAGCAUCCGAAUCCUGGACGUCAAUGACAACAUCCCAUACUUGGAGCAAUCGUCCUAUGACAUCCGCAUUGAAGAGAAUGCGCUGCACUCUGGGAUACAACAGAUCAGAGUCAUUGAUUUGGAUGAGGAAUUCUCGGACAACUGGAAGGCAGUCAUUUUUUUCAUCUCUGGAAAUGAGGGGAAUUGGUUUGAAAUAGAAAUGAAUGAAAGAACAAAUGUAGGAAUUCUGAAGGUUGUCAAGCCCUUAGAUUAUGAAGCCAUGCAGAAUCUACAACUCAGUAUUGGUGUUCGAAAUGUAGCUGAGUUCCAUCAGUCAAUUAUUUCUCAAUAUAAACUCACAGCAACUAUGAUCACCGUGACUGUGUUGAAUGUGGUGGAGGGCUCAGUGUUCAGGCCAGGAUCAAAGACAUUUGUAAUAAACAGUAAAAUGGGAGCAAAUUACCAAGUGGGAGACUUUGUAGCUACGGACCUGGACACAGGCCGAGCUUCAACAAAUGUUAGAUAUGUGAUGGGAAAUAACCCAGCCGACCUGCUGGCUGUUGACUCAAGAACAGGCAAAAUAACGUUAAGAAACAGAGUUACCAUGGAGCAAUACAGAAUGCUCAACCGGAGAUAUGAAGGAACAGUGUUGUCAAUAGAUGAUUCUCUUCAGAGGACCUGCACUGGAACAGUCAUCGUUGAACUGAGCGGCUCUGGCUAUGAGCAGAACACAGAAGGUGGUGGCGGCGACACUUCCGGUGGCGGCGGCACUUCCGGUGGCGGCGGCACUUCCGGUGGCGGCGGCUCUUCCGGUGAUGGUAACACCUCUGGAGGACAGACUUACACAAAUCAAACCACUUCUACUGAGGGACCUCAGCGCGUCACAAACCAACAGUCGGGAGGAGGCGACGUAGAUGGCCGUGAUGAAACGUAUGACGACGGUUCGCGGCAAGGCGACGACGUCGGGGACAACGUUCACUUCGGUCCAGCAGGCAUCGGGCUGCUCAUCAUGGGGUUCUUAGUCCUAGGACUGGUCCCAUUCUUGUUGCUCUGCUGUGACUGUGGAGGCGCCCCAGGUGGUGGAGUUGCAUUUGAACCUGUUCCAGAAUGUUCUGAUGGAGCAAUCCACACAUGGGCAGUAGAAGGUCCACAGCCCGAACCCCACGAUGGUAUAACCACCAUCUGUGUACCCCAAAUGCCACCUGGUAAUGCCAACAUUAUAGAAUGCAUUGACAACUCAGGAGUUUAUACAAAUGAAUACUGUGGCAGAGAAAUGCAAGAUCUGGGAGGAGGAGAAAGAACUACAGGAUUUGAGAUGAUGGAUGGAGUUAAAACAUCAGCUGCACCUGAGAUAUGCCAAGAAUAUUCAGGAACAUUAAGAAGAAAUUCAAUGAGAGAAUGUAGAGAUGGAGGUCUCAACAUGAAUUUUAUGGAAAGUUACUUCUGUCAGAAAGCCUAUGCUUAUGCGGACGAAGAUGAAGGACGCCCAUCCAAUGACUGUUUGCUUAUCUAUGACAUUGAAGGUGUAGGCUCCCCUGCAGGCUCCGUGGGCUGUUGCAGCUUCAUUGGAGAAGACUUAGAUGAAAGCUUCCUGGAUACCUUGGGGCCCAAGUUUAAGAAGUUGGCAGAUAUCAGCCUGGGGAAAGAAAUAGACUCAUAUCCAGACCCUGACCCUUCUUGGCCUCCUCAGAGCACCGAACCGAUACGCCCCCAGCAAACAGAGCACCUGGCUAGUGGACUUCCACCCAUCUCCCCACAUUUUGGCACUACCACAGUAAUUUCUGAGAACACCUACCCCACUGGCCCUAGUGUGCAGAAUCCUAUGCCAAUUCCUGAUCCUCUCGGCUAUGGUAAUGUCACUGUGAUGGAAUCUUAUGCCACUUCCGGCACUCUCAAGCCUUCUGUCUACUUUCAUGAUAACCGGCAGGCUUCAAAUGUAGUGGUGACAGAGAGGGUGGUGGGCCCCAUCUCUGGUGCUGAUUUGCAUGGGAUGGUAGACAUACCUGACUUAAGAGAUGGAUCAAAUGUCAUAGUGACAGAAAGGAUAAUAGCACCAGGCACAAGCCUACCCACCACUCUGACCAUUCCUAACCCUAGAGAGUCUUCAAACGUGGUUGUGACAGAAAGAGUGAUCCAACCAACUUCUGGCCUGAUAGGCAACCUGAGCAUGCCCCCUGAGUUAUCAAAUGCUCACAACGUGAUUGUGACAGAGAGGGUGGUUUCUGGAGCUGGUGUGAGCGGAAUUAGUGGCACCACUGGAAUAGGCGGGGUUGGAGGCAUAGGCAGCAGUGGCCUGGUCAGCACGACCAUGGGUGCUGGCAGUGAGGCUCUGAGUGGAACCGGAGUGGGUGGUAGCGGCACCGGCCUGAGCAGCUUUAGUGGAGGCGGGGGCAUGAGCAGCAUGGGAGGGACAGCCACUAUUGGCCACAUGAGGAGUUCCUCUGACCAUCACUUUAGCCAGACAGUUGGAUCUGCCUCUCCUAGCAUGGCUCGGAGCCGAAUCACAAAGUAUAGUACGGUACAGUAUACCAAGUAGUCAGGGUCUCACAGUGCUGUUCACCAUCACCACUGUGAUGUACCUUCAACUCCUGCCCCCCCCCCAAUCUAACAGUGCAGUUCAUAAUGCAGAGCAGGUUAUAGGAGACCUGUGGAGAAAGGUGAGGAGCCGCAGUAAAAAUAAUAAAUGGACACGUCACCAGGGGGAGAGUGCUCCCUAGCACUGAUAAACAUUUAUCUUAUAUUAAACAGUAAUGAAAUAAUGACAGUGAACUUGAGGUAUAGUCUUAUUUGUGGCUAUGUGGUCUACAGGGUUGUUUUGGUUUUUUUGUUUUUAAAUAUGUAUGCCCUGUAGGGUAUCACCAGCAUGUUGAAUAAAUAAAAUGUGGCUAAUGUCAAAGCAUUGGCUUUAAAUGGAAGUGGAAGAAUUCUUCUUGCUACUGAGAAAUUAACAAAAAGAUACAGUGUGUAGUUUAUGAUCACUUAGGUGAGAAAAAUCUGACAUUUUCUUCACAUAUGCCUUGUCUGCUUCACAUGUAAUACAGUCAAAAACCCCCCAACAAAUUUAGGCUAAGGUUAAUAAAAUUCUAACUGCAUAGUUAAGUCCAUAAGAUGUCAGUUAGCAUUACCUUGACCACAUCUAAACUGCAUUUGAUGAAAUAAUUUUCAAAUAAAGAAAUAUGCCCUAGAAGGAAAACCCCAUAGACAGUACCAAUACAGUGAGACUUGUUUGGCACAAACUGAGCUGAAACUCAAGAUGGGAUUUCAGUUAAGUCCUCCGUGGAGUCGGGGAUUUCCCUGGCUCCAGCUGUGUUUGUAGGUGUGACUUUGAAGAAUGUUGCUUGCUAGGGAGGAUGUUAAAUCCUCCCAAGCGCACAGACUGGACAGUGUUACGUCUUGAGUCUCAGCAGUAAGUGACACUCCUUCCUGUGCAGCUCUUCAGCGCAUAACUCCAAAGUUAAAAUAGUUUCCUUAAGCAGAGCUGUCAGGAAGAAGCUUGCAGUAUGGCUAAGCCUGGGCUAAUUUUUAAGGGACUCUUGGGGGAGGGGGGGCUGUUUUUAGAACAUGAAAACUGUCUUAAGUGGGGAACGUUAGAAAAGAAUUAUUUGUUCAGGAAAGGAAUAUCAUACAAUUAGAUAGAGUUGAGACUAGUGUUUUUCUUUGAAUGGCCCUCUACUGCCACUUGGGAGUGAUCAACCAGGGCCCUAUCCCAGAAGUCAUGUUACUUUAGACAGAGUAAAAUAGUAACUAGACAAGCUCAUUCCUCAAUUAAAAUGUUUCAUGAAUACAACUUUGAAAUUCUUCAUUUGAUUUGUCAAUAAUCUCUUGGCUUCUAGGUAUUCUGACGUAAAGGAGGUUUACAAGUUAUCGUAUGAUAUAUUUUUCUAGCUUUGAAAUUUAGUAAUGUUCUAUUUAUGAUGUGAUGUUUCUGUGUGUUUGCCAUAUGGCGUUACCUGAUUUCAAAUCUCUUAGGAGAAUCAAAGCUUUCUAAGAGACAGGUACGUUUACUAUUGCAGGGUAGAGGAAUCUUUUCUUGUUUUUAAACUCAGUGUUAAAAUUAGCUCACUAAAGUGAGAUGGGAUACAGCAAAAUAAAAAUAGAGAAAAUACUGCCCCUGGAGUUGUGAAUUAUAUACAACUUUUAAAGAUGUUUUCUCCUGAUUUCUCAUUUCUCAGAGUGGUACAGAACCUCCAGCAUUUGUCAAAGAUCUAGGGGUGAAUGAUUAGUCCAGCAAGAGCUACUUUGUUCUGUAUAAGAGCAAAUGCAGCUAAUAUUUUAAAGGCCACAAUAUGUCUAAUUUUACCUAUAUAGAACAUGUAAAACUUUGCUAAUGUGGAGCAUGCCAAAAUGCUGAUGUGUAAAUAAAGUCACUCAAAGAGUCUUUCUUUUAUUUUGUUCUAAAAUUUGGGGUAAUGCAUUGAGAAUAUGUAAUUUUCAAAAAUUCAAAAGGUAUCUGUUGAAAUAUCUUUGAAGAUACCUAGGUCUGCAAGUUUGAACAGAUAGAAAUACUACAAUUUUCCUUCCUUCCUUAGUUCAUUCAUUCAUACAAAGGAAUGUGUAUUUGUUACCUUAAUGUGCUAUAUUGUUGUAUCUUUACUUAGAUGCCUGGUUGAAACCCAAAGUUUGUUUCUUUUUUUAUUAUUAUUAUUGUCUAACAAGUAACAAUAUGGCCAUCUUUUAAAAAUAUGAUUAGAAUUCAUCAAUUAUAUAAAAUCUGGGAAAAUAAAAUUGUAAAUGGAGGACAUGUCUCCCGUUUCCCAGGAAAGUUAACUUCAGAUCAAACUAUUUCUUGCAAGGUGUACAACAGUGUUCUGUUUAGUUCUGCAUCUUACAAUUCUGUUUUUAAAAAAUCAUUGCAUCAUUGAAAGGUAGCUGCUCAUGACUGGCCUUUCGGCAGGAUCUCACUCAGUGCUUUAAUCUGAACCACGGGUGUUGCUCCACAGACAUAGGAGAGAAAAAGAAUCCUUUCGCAAAUAAAUAGCUAGAUUUGUGAUUCAUAAACCAGGCUGACUCUUAAAUCAACAUGCUUUCAACCAAAGGAAGAAGAAGUAAAUAUCACCAUAAUGUUAUUCAUGUGUGGUUUGAAAAUAAAGCACAAUAAAGCAUCUUGCUUUCUGAAGAGGAAGGCCCCAGAGGCAGAGCCAAUUGUGUCACUAAUGCUUUACUGUUGAACAUGAAUCAAAUGACAUACUCAGAUGAUUUUGACAUAUAACUCCAGAAAUGUCCAUAUCAUGCUGUUUACCUUUAGUGAGUGUUCUGUUUCACUUGUUGUAAUGUGCUGACAGAAGUUUAAUUAUGAGCAUUCAGAAAUCGCAAUUCUAUGUUAAGCGGAUGGUUUCAGUUACAACACUUAUUUCUGAAUCCAUGCCAAGAUUUGGUUGACAUCAAGGUGCCUUACAUGACUUUAGCAGAACCUCAAAAGCAUUAUCGUUUCUUGGACAGACAUUGAAAAAUCCAAGUAAACUCCCAAGUGCUUGGCACACUUUCCAAUGUGCUUAACAAACCCCGACUCUCGGAAGAGUGUUUGUAGGGUCCAGUGCACAUUGGCCUGGGGUGUUCACAGUACAGCUUUCACGCCCAUGAAAUUCAGCCUGCCUCUGCCUCCAGAUUAUUCAACUUGUGUGACGACGAAACUUGAGUAGAUCAACCGACCAUCCAACAAAUACUUUAAAGUGCUGAAUAAUUUUUUCUUUAAUUCCCUAGACUCCCUCCCAUUGAGCUGUAUUUGUAUAAACACUUUAUAACCAAAAUACACUUACUUUAACUUAUUUUUUCUUAAACUGUUUUCCAAUUUUUAAAUUCUCAUUACCACCUUUUGCAGUGUUUAAAGACAAGGUGCUUUUUUUUUAUAAUAUAUAAACAUCGGGGGAUGAUUUGGGUGCUAGGUCCUUGCUUCAUCAUCUGUUGACUAUUUUAAGACAGUUUGUAAUUUCUGAGUAGUUGUGUUUCUAACAAUAAAUGGUUGAGAUGCCUCUGUUGUCCCUCUGGAAUUAUAAGGUCAGGGAGAUUGGGUUGGAUUAGAUCAGAAGAAAUAAUUAGGACUUAUCAAAUGCAGUUAUUAUCUUAAUUCUACGUUCAGCGAGACCAUUGUUGUCACAAUAUUUACAUAUGCGCUCAUUGUCCUUUUUUUAGCUUCCUCCUAUUCUGUGUUUAAUGGCAGGUCUCCUCUUCCAAAUGUCUCCCACUGACACCACGGAGCAGAUGUACAACUGAAAACAGUAAUGAGGCUUACAUUUUAAACUUUUAAAGACACAGCACUUCUUUUAUAUGGAAAUAUUUCUGUAAAUGAGAAUGCUAAAAGAGCAACAAGCCAGGCACCAGGCCUAAGUGUUUUUGGCACCCUCCCCUCAACCCCUGGCAUUUUCUGGGACUCUCGUAGAGUUGACUGUUAGCUUUUCGGACAGGGAAGGUCCCCCAGCUUCCUGCAUUCCUAUCAUCUACACUUUCACCCCAGCCACUGCAAGCCUAAGCUGGUCCUCGGGUACUACCCCAUGAUUUCACUGAAAUUCCUCAGCAACCAUUUAAGAUGAUAAUUUCAUAAGUUACCCAAAUCCUGCCUGUUACUAU